Aricia agestis (brown argus) is the source of this 2117-nucleotide messenger RNA. RefSeq names its product nucleoporin 88 (gene mbo). The transcript is spliced from 15 exons. Bases 54 to 2063 code for a protein of 669 amino acids. Gene Ontology annotation, cellular component: nuclear pore. The record is from RefSeq and is a predicted model, not a curated record. Gene Ontology annotation, biological process: protein import into nucleus; ribosomal small subunit export from nucleus; mRNA export from nucleus. Gene Ontology annotation, molecular function: structural constituent of nuclear pore. Lineage: Eukaryota; Metazoa; Arthropoda; Insecta; Lepidoptera; Lycaenidae.
CCAAAACAAAACAUUGCUUGUAUUUCUAAAUUCUUUAUUUUAUAAUUAUAAAAAUGAGUUGUGUUUUGUAUGAGACUAAAUUAGCAAACCAUCAAAUAUUUUUAGAUAUUAAGAAUAGUUUGAGUGAAGAAACAAACUAUAAAUUGCGUAAUUUGAUAGAACUGAAAGAUGAAAUUUUGUACGUUUGGAACAGUGUUGAAAGUUGUCUAUUUUGUUUAAAUGUGAAGCAUCUGGACGAAAAUGAAGCUGAAACUCCUUAUCAGAAACUUCACCUGGUCUCCCCGCCAGCAUUCGCCGUGGAGCGGCUGAUGAGCAGCGAGUGCGGGACCCGGCUGUGUCUGUGGGGCUCCCGGGGGGUGACGGUGGUGGAACUGCCGUCGAGGUGGGGCAGAAGUGGACUCUUCGACUCAGGCAACCAGACGGUGCUGUGCAAGAGUUUCAGUCUGGACGAGCGGUUGCUGUACCUGGCGGCGGACAUCCAGCGCGUGCACUGGCACCCCAAGUCCAUGUCGCAUCUGCUGGUCCUCGUCUCUGACAAUACCAUGAGGCUUUACAACAUAGCUCUCAAAGCCGGUCCCAAACUAGUCAGAACGUUCACUGUGGGCCACAAACCGACUGGAGCGCUGGGCAGAACGGUGCUGGAGAGUCUCGGUGAUGCGGCAGUGGACUUCACGGCUACGGUGGACUCCGACCAUCUCCUGAUACUGACGGGCAACGGAGACGUGUAUAUGAUGGCGUGCGAGCAGGAUGAUAAAGGGUCCCUAAACGCUCCUCUCAAAGGACCCCUCUCCAUGUAUCCAUCCGCUGACGACAACUACGGCGCGGAGUCCUGCUCCAUACUGGCUUUGGGCACGCUGGACUCACCAACUCUGGUGGUGAUAGCCAGCGCUGCUGGAGUGCUGUACCACUGUCUACUGCUGCCUGAUGCAUCUGAGGAAGCGGGCGACGGCUACGCUCUGUACGUGGUGGAGUCAGUGGAGUUGAAUAUAGCGCAUACGCAGAACGACAACGAUAUGCAUAAUGUAUACCCCGUCCACUUGUACCGGGGCCCGCGCGGCGCGUACGUGUGUAUGCACGCUAGCGGCGUGCACGCCGUAAAUCUGCCGCUGUUACGUCUGAUAAGGGAGUACGCUGCGGCUAUCGACACUGAAUCGGAUUCGAUACUCUCAGCGAUCAGCCAGCAGCCGAGUUCAGCUCGCCACCUCUUAUGUACGAGCGGCAACAGAGUCACCCCACCUGUGGGGUUAGCGGUCACCCCAGCACCGCUACACACGCUACUCAUACUGUGCAAUAGUGGGGAAAUGUUAUCAAGAACUCUGGAGCCUCAGGAGUUGGAGGAGCAGUUGUACAAGGAAAUGCAGCUGCGGAACCCGGCGCUCGACCAGGACGACAUCAAUAACAUACUGAAGGAGCAACAAAAGCUGUCGUUCACGUCGAUAAUGCAGGAGGUGCUCGCUCGCGAGGCGUCGCAGCCGCUACUCAAGCUGGACAAAAAGGAGGAGCCUGAUCCUAAGGAGUGUUUGGAGGUACUAACGGAGGCGACGGUGCGUCUGCGCGCGGAGUACAUGUCCCGUCAGCGGCGCGCGCUCGACGUCAUCACGCGUAAGGUGGCCGCGUUGCGCGCGCUGGCCAAGCAGCAGGAGGCCUGGCGGGAGGACCUACAGGCAGACAUCACACAAGUGGAACUACAGUCCGCGGUUCUAAAGGAGAAACGAGAUUACGCUGAGAAGUUCCAAGACGACAUGAAGUAUCGUUGUUCAGCAGUGUUCCGCUCGCUGCGUCGCGGCGCCAGCAGCGCGGCGGAGCGGCGCACGCUGUGUGAGCUGCAGGCGCACGCGCGCGCCGCCCGCGACGCGGCCGCCGCCGUGCAACAGCUAAAGGUCAACGCGGCCAGGAAGAGUGAGGAGCUGAAGAGAUGGGAGGAAGAGUACCAGAAGAAGCAGACGGUGCUGGGCCGCUCGCACAGCGACACCAUCUCCUCCAUCCUGCAGCAACAAACUUCUAAAAUAUCCACGCUCAUAGAAGAAACGAAGCUCCUAAAAGAUCAACUGGGGGUAGCGUAGACAUUAUUCAGUAUUAGUUGUUAAAAUAUUAUAAUUUGCUUUCGUUUGUUUGUA